Messenger RNA from Rhinocladiella mackenziei CBS 650.93, 2358 nucleotides. RefSeq lists its product as uncharacterized. The record is from RefSeq and is a predicted model, not a curated record. Gene Ontology annotation, biological process: phospholipid biosynthetic process. The coding region runs from base 1 to 2358 and encodes 785 amino acids. Lineage: Eukaryota; Fungi; Ascomycota; Eurotiomycetes; Chaetothyriales; Herpotrichiellaceae. Gene Ontology annotation, cellular component: endoplasmic reticulum membrane. Gene Ontology annotation, molecular function: glycerol-3-phosphate O-acyltransferase activity; glycerone-phosphate O-acyltransferase activity. The transcript is spliced from 2 exons.
AUGCCUACCAGGGCAGUGACAGCUAGGAGCUCACGCCGGACUAAGAAGAAAGGCAACCAGCUACAAAGACCAUGGCUGUACGAUCUAGUUUUGUGGGCACUCUCUGUCCUCAUUGAUCUCUUCUUUCGUGAGGUCCAUCCUCGAGGAGCAUGGAAAGUCCCUAGACAAGGUCCCAUCAUUCUUGUGGCAGCCCCUCACGCCAAUCAGUUCGUCGAUUCGCUGAUUCUGAUGAGAAUUCUCAAGACCGAGGCCAGGAGGAGGAUUUCAUAUCUGAUCGCGGAGAAAUCUACCAAACGUAAAUUUAUUGGGACUUUGUCCGCUGCAAUCGGAGCGAUCCCGGUUGGCAGGGCCCUUGACAAAGUGAAGCCAGCUGAGGGCAAGAUAUUUCUCCCUGACCAAGACAAUGAUCCGACCCUGAUCUGCGGUGUCGGAACUGAUUUCAAGAAUGGUGACUUUCAAGUCGGAGGACUGAUUGUGUUACCCAAAGUGAGAGGCCAAACACCAAGCACCGAAAUUGCUGAGAUUAUAUCCUCGACCGAACUUCGCCUCAAGAAGCCUUUCAAAACCCAAGAAGCUUUAGAGUCGCUGACCGGCACUGGCUCCACGAGCGGAACGAGCGAAGAUCACCACGGAAACCGGGUCGGGUCUCGCGGCUGUCCAUUCAGGGUCGCCCCAUACGUAGACCAAACCAAAGUCUACAACGCUGUAUUUGAGGAACUUGAGGCCGGCGGUUGUAUUGGCAUUUUCCCGGAAGGCGGUAGCCAUGACCGGCCAGACCUCUUGCCUCUCAAAGCAGGUGUUGCCAUCAUGGCCCUCGGGGCCGAAGCCAAUCAUCCCGGUUGCGGUGUCAAGAUCAUCCCUAUUGGCAUGAACUACUUCCACGCGCACAAAUUCCGAUCCCGGGCGGUGAUUGAAUUUGGUCACCCCAUUGAAGUUCAUCCGGAACAAGUUGAAGCAUACAAGGCUGGUGACCGGAGAAAUGCCGUCGGAUCUCUGCUCGAAACAGUGUUUCAAGGACUGAUGUCCGUCACGCAGUCCUGUCCUGACUAUGACACACUCAUGCUAGUGCAAGCUGCUAGAAGGUUGUACAAUCCUACGGGGAAGAAACUGCCACUUCCACUUGUGGUCGAGCUCAACCGACGUCUUGUCAAAGGCUACACGACAUAUCAGAAUGAUCCGCGAGUCGUGGUCCUGAAGAAGGAUAUCAGUGACUAUAACCGCAGGCUUCGAGCUCUUGGAAUCCGAGACCACCAAGUCGAAUGGGGAAAUCCUGCCAAACGACCCUGGUGGCUUAUUCUCAGCACACUGAUAUACAGAUUGGGCGAGCUUUUGUUUUUGGGCCUCGGCACUCUUCCAGGCCUGGCCAUGUUUUGGCCCGUCUUUGUUACCGCCAAAGUCAUAUCGGCCAGAAAGUCACGAGAAGCGCUCGCCGCCUCGACUGUGAAACUACAAGGUCGCGACGUCAUCACGACAUGGAAGCUACUUGUGGCCAUGGCAUUCGCACCGGCGCUUUACAUUUACUAUACCGUCAUCAUGUCCUUGUGGCUAUUAUACAACCGCCGCGAAGGAUACUACACCUCCCGCGUGCCUUGGUGGAUGGUUGCGCGGUCAUACGUCCCCGACUUCGUCCCGGUCUGGCUCUUCGCCAUUCUGUUCUUUAUCUUGUGUAUUAGCAUCACUUUUGCGGCAUUGAGAAUUGGCGAGAUUGGUAUGGAUGUGAUCAAGUCAUUGCCGCCACUCUUUGUCGCUCUCAACCCUCGUUCGUCCAGUCGGAUAGUAAAACUGCGACAGAGACGGGAAGCACUCUCGAAAAAGGUCACCGAACUCAUCAAUACCUUGGGACCGGAGAUCUUCCCCGACUUUGACGCCGAGAGGAUCAUGGCAGAUCCCUUCCGAGAGGGAGCCUAUCAAAGCAAAUAUAAGAAAAUGCCCGAGGAACCAAGAAUGUCAGACUCGGCCGAACCGACCACACCCACCUCGGGUGUUUUCGAAGAGAGAUCUUCGGACUCGGCGGGCUCCAAAUCUUUCAGCUUUCUCCCAUCGAAUGAGUCGUUUGGCAACAUUGGCGGGUUCGGAUUUUUUGCAUCCAGACCGGCGACACCCAAGAGCCGGAGCAGGAGCAGUUCCGCUGGCGGGGCGCUGUCUUCGACGGGGAUGCCGGUCAGAGCACUGAGUACCUUGGACAAUAGAGAAAGCUUUGACGAGGUCAGCAAGCGCAUUCGAGGGGCAAUGCGCGAAAGAGGUCGAAAACGUGAAAGUGAAGCGGCAGAAACAGGUACGGAAAGUAGCUGGGACAUGGCGUCCGACGGGCAGAUAACCCCAACGACAGAGGAUGAGGAACCUAAGAAGGACAGGUAG